Molecule: messenger RNA, 1008 nt
Organism: Paramecium sonneborni
Lineage: Eukaryota; Ciliophora; Oligohymenophorea; Peniculida; Parameciidae
Source: the annotation of a GenBank genome assembly
CUAUGAAUGUAAAACCAUUAUCGAUUCUUUAAGAACAGUUUGAAACUUAGAAAUCUUUAUUCAGUCUUAAAAAAAAAGCAAAGCAUAACUGGAACUAAUAUUAUGAGAAUCUUAUUAUUUAUAACGUUUUAAAAUCAAUUAUUUUUUUAGGGUAUACCAAUUUAUUCAAUAAUCAAAUCAGAACCAAUUAUAUUAUUGAUUCAUGGAGCUGGACAUUGUGCCAUGACUUUUGCUUUACUUAUACAAGAAUUAAAAACUUUUUGCAGUUGCUUUUCUUAUGAUAUUAUUUCUCAUGGUUAAUCUGAAAGAAAAGAAACUCUCACAAUGUAAAAUUUGAUAAUGGAAUGUUAAACAGUGAUAGAAUAUAUUAGAAUGAAAUUCCCAAACACAAAUAUAAUAUUAUUAGGUCACAGUUUAGGUGCUGCAAUAGCAUCAAAAUUAAAGCAUUAAUCUUAUAUACGUGGAUUGAUAGUAAUUGAUAUGAUUGAAAAUAAAGCAUUUGAAAGCAUUUAAAUAAUGGAUUAUUCUUUAAGAAAAAGGCCUAAUAUUUUUAGUUCAUACGACAGUGCAAUUAAUUAUCAUCUUUAAAAUAGUAUAAUUAGAAAUCCAAAUUCAGCUCAAAUAACUGUUCCUAAUUAUUUAAAUGAGAAAUUAGAAUGGAAAGUAGAUCUGAUAGAAACAAAAAUAUAUUGGGAUUAAUGGUUUGAUGGAAUUUAAAAUGGAUUUGACACCUUUCCUUUUUAAAAAAUGCUUUUCAUAGCAGAAAGUGAUAGAAUUCCCACUGAAUAAUUUUUAAAAUCUAGAUAUCCAAUCCAUAUAUUUGAAAAUUCUGGUCAUAAUAUUCAUGAAGAUGAACCUAUUAGAAUGGCAAAACAUAUAUCAGAUUUCCUUUAUUAAUAAAGAGUACCAAUUAACUCUUUUGAAUCAGAGAAACUAAAAUAAUUGGGUAUAAUAGGCUUUAGACCUAAAGUAUUAUAAUAUAAAGUUGAAUUAAAAGAUAUCAUUUGA